AUGGAGGAGCCUGCUUAUCCACGUGGAUUAUCACAAAUUCACGACAUUGUAAGCGAACAACAUACCUACCGCUUGCCCGAAAUCAAGCCAAAGAUAGACAUUACAAUACUGAAAGGUUCAAAAGGAGAGCAAGGUGAGAGGGGAUUGCCAGGAAAAACAGGCAAAGAAGGACCCAAAGGCUCCACUGGCAUUAUUGGUCCCAAAGGGAACAAAGGACUGCCAGGAACUCCAGGGAACAGCUGCAAACAGUAUUAUGCUGCAUUUUCAGUCGGCCGAAGGAAGUGGAUGGAGAGUGAAGAGCUUCAGACACAGCUGACCUUUGACACUGAGUUUGUGAAUCUCUAUCAGCACUUCAGUAUGUUCACUGGAAGGUUCUACUGCUACAUCCCAGGUAUCUACUAUUUCAACCUCAAUGUGCACACCUGGAACUUCAAGGAGACUUAUCUCCACCUAAUGCACAACUCAGAGGAGGUGGUGAUCCUGUACGCCCAGCCCAGUGACCGCAGCAUCAUGCAGAGUCAGAGUGUCAUGCUGGAACUGCGGCUGAAAGACGAGGUGUGGGUCAGGCUGGACCGAAGCACCAGGGAAAGUGCUGUUUACAGUGAUGAGACUGACGUUUACAUCACGUUCAAUGGCUACUUAGUCAAGCCAACAGAGUUUGAAUAG
Messenger RNA from Hypanus sabinus (Atlantic stingray), 666 nucleotides. RefSeq names its product complement C1q tumor necrosis factor-related protein 1-like. NCBI's taxonomy places the organism in Eukaryota, Metazoa, Chordata, Chondrichthyes, Myliobatiformes, Dasyatidae. The transcript is spliced from 2 exons. The record is from RefSeq and is a predicted model, not a curated record. The coding region runs from base 1 to 666 and encodes 221 amino acids. Gene Ontology annotation, molecular function: protein binding.